GCAUUCAAAUAUGCAAUGCAGAUCCAUAACCAGAACAUAUCGUCGCGCAGAUUCGAACUACAAGCGUAUGUGAACGUCAUCAAUACAGCUGACGCAUUCAAAUUGUCGCGCCUCAUUUGCAACCAGUUUUCGCUGGGAGUGUUUGCGAUGUUGGGCGCCGUCUCACCCGAUUCUUUUGACACUCUUCAUUCUUAUUCGAACACCUUUCAGAUGCCAUUUGUUACACCGUGGUUUCCAGAAAAGGUGCUAACGCCGUCGUCUGGCUUCCUCGACUACGCGAUCAGUAUGCGCCCCGACUACCACCAGGCGAUCAUCGACACGGUGCGAUACUACGGCUGGAAGAAGAUCAUCUAUUUGUACGAUUCGCAUGACGGACUGCUGCGCCUGCAACAGAUCUACCAGGGCCUCCGUCCGGGCAACCAAUCGUUCCAAGUGGAACUAGUUAAACGUGUCGGCAACGUGUCUGAUGCAAUGGACUACCUGCGCACCAUCGAGGACAUCAGCCGGUGGAGCCACAAAUACGUGGUGCUCGAUUGUCCCACGGACAUGGCCAAAGAGAUAGUAGUCAGUCACGUGCGCGACAUCGCUCUAGGAAAAAGGACGUACCACUAUCUGCUGAGCGGACUGAUAAUGGAUGACAGUUGGGAAAGCGAAGUGAUCGAAUAUGGAGCAAUCAAUAUAACCGGCUUUCGCAUCGUAGACACGUCUAGACGCUACGUCAAAGAUUUCCUCGACGCACGUAGGCGAAUGGAUCCGCAAGUUGCGCAAAGUCCAGGAAGAGAUUCAAUUUCAGCUCAGGCCGCUUUGAUGUACGACGCGGUCUUCGUCCUGGUGGAGGCGUUCAACAAGAUGCUGCGCAAGAAGCCGGACACGUUCCGCGGUAGCGUGAAACGUGGCGGCCCCACCAACGGUUCCCGAGGCCUCGACUGUAACACGACGAGAGGCUGGGAACACGGCGACAAGAUAUCGCGCGUGCUGAGAAAGGUGGAAUUGGAAGGUCUGACAGGUGAGAUCCGUUUCAACGAAGACGGGCGCCGUCAAAACUACAGUUUACAAGUUAUGGAAAUGAGCACGUCCAGCGCGAUGGUCAAAGUAGCCGAUUGGACGGACCAGUCCGGGUUAGCGCCGGUUGUGGCUAAAUUUACGCGUCCGAGAAACCAGGAAAUUGAACGGAAUAAGACAUAUAUCGUUACCACUAUAGUUGAAGAACCUUACAUAAUGAUGAGGAAGCCGGACCACGGAGAAACACUUGUCGGCAACGAGAGGUUCGAAGGAUAUUGCAAAGAUUUAGCGGAUCUGCUGGCGAAGCGACUGGGAAUCACAUAUGAGCUGCGAAUCGUCAAGGACGGCAACUACGGAGCAGAGAAUCCCGAUGUCAAAGGAGGCUGGGAUGGCAUGGUCGGAGAGCUUAUACGUCACGAAGCAGAUAUGGCAAUAGCUUCAAUGACCAUUACGUCGGAGAGGGAACGUGUGAUUGACUUCAGCAAACCGUUCAUGUCGUUGGGCAUAUCCAUCAUGAUCAAAAAACCAGUCAAGCAGAAACCAGGAGUCUUUAGUUUCCUUAAUCCGCUUUCUAAAGAAAUUUGGGUUUGCGUGAUAUUCAGUUACAUCGGCGUCAGUAUUGUUCUAUUUAUGGUGUCGCGGUUCUCACCAUACGAGUGGCGUCUGCUGCACUUGGCAGGGGACACGCACGAGCCACUGCCGUCAUCGCAAGGCGUUCAACAUUCUAUGGCCAACGACUUCAGCAUAUUGAACUCGCUCUGGUUCUCCCUCGGAGCAUUCAUGCAACAAGGAUGCGACAUAUCACCAAGAUCCAUAUCAGGUCGUAUCGUUGGCAGUGUUUGGUGGUUUUUCACUCUGAUUCUGAUAAGUUCGUAUACUGCCAAUUUGGCCGCGUUUUUAACAGUCGAACGAAUGGUGGCGCCUAUUAACUCACCGGAAGAUUUGGCGUCCCAGACUGAAGUCCAAUAUGGUACAUUAUAUCAUGGGUCAACGUGGAACUUCUUUAGACGUUCGCAGAUAUCUCUGUACAGCAAAAUGUGGGAGUUCAUGAACAGUCGCAAACACGUGUUCGUCAACUCGUACGACGAAGGCAUUGCACGAGUCCGAAAAUCAAAAGGAAAAUACGCCCUUUUGAUAGAAUCACCGAAAAACGACUACACGAAUGAAAGACAGCCCUGCGAUACCAUGAAAGUUGGAAACAAUUUAGACUCGAAAGGUUUCGGCGUGGCCACUCCAUUAGGAUCGCCAUUGAGGGAGAGCGUCAAUUUAGAAAUAUUAUCCUUAAAGGAGAACGGAGAAUUAACAAAGCUUUCGAAUAAAUGGUGGUACGACCGGACCGAGUGCAGGCACGGCGACAAACAAGACGCAUCCCGGAACGAAUUAUCCUUGAGCAACGUAGCCGGAAUUUUCUACAUCCUGAUAGGCGGCUUGCUCGUCGCACUGGCGGUUGCGCUACUCGAGUUCUGCUACAAGAGUCACACGGAGGCCGCACGCGCCAAGAUUCCGCUUUCGGACGCGAUGAAGGCCAAGGCGCGGCUCACCAUAGCGGGCGGACGAGAUUUCGACAACGGACGCUACUACUCUCCAGCCAACCAGAUAGCUGGGAAUCCUGAAGGGGAAACGAUGCACCCAAAUACCCACACGCAAGUCUGAUCUUGUCGUCAGGGUCGCGCGGGGCUGACGGCGGGCCAACUGUGAAAACGCAGGUCCAGCAAGAACCUUGACCUUGAGACUGGUGAUACGCGCAACGUGUGAAUGAUCUGGUGAUAUGCCGAAUGU
Molecule: messenger RNA, 2781 nt
Organism: Ctenocephalides felis (cat flea)
Lineage: Eukaryota; Metazoa; Arthropoda; Insecta; Siphonaptera; Pulicidae
Product: glutamate receptor 1-like
Exons: 15
Coding region: 16-2655 (879 amino acids)
Biological process (GO): modulation of chemical synaptic transmission; synaptic transmission, glutamatergic; monoatomic ion transport
Cellular component (GO): postsynaptic membrane; plasma membrane
Molecular function (GO): glutamate-gated receptor activity; transmitter-gated monoatomic ion channel activity involved in regulation of postsynaptic membrane potential
Source: RefSeq, a predicted model, not a curated record